Rhizophagus irregularis DAOM 181602=DAOM 197198 is the source of this 402-nucleotide messenger RNA. Lineage: Eukaryota; Fungi; Glomeromycota; Glomeromycetes; Glomerales; Glomeraceae. The record is from RefSeq and is a predicted model, not a curated record.
CUGUUACGUAAAUCACAUGAUAUGUGACUAUCAUAUAUAUUAGAGGUUAAGAUGCAGGGACGAUGAUUUUAUGGGGUUUCACGAUAAAUCACAAAAGUACAAUUCAUAACAUGCAGGCUGCGUUAUUUACGAUAAAAUUUAUGAAAAAAAGCGCCACAAAAAAUCUUUGUGUAGUAUUACACCGCAUCACACCCAUUUUUACAGCUUACAGUAUUUUGUCAAAUGUAACGUGGUGUACUAUCAUGUUUACUAUCAUUUUCAUUUUCCAUGAAAUUCUUAUGUUAUUUGUUUUAUUUGUUCGUAUAAGAUAAAACUUUACCAGGGAAAAAUUUUAGUUCUUGUUUGUGAUGCAGGCUGAGUGAUUUUUAUUUUUGUGUUUAUAUUACGCUCUCACAUUAUAUC